AUGAUUUUUGAACCCGCAGAGAGGACUUUGCUCCCCACGAAGGACCUGUUGUCCUACAUUUUUGACAAUCCAUCAUACGACCAGGACCAGCCAAUCUACAUCGACGUCCACAAUCCCUCGCGCUCAAUUUCAUGCAAUCAAGCCCGCAAGUUGAUCCGACAGCUGAUUGCCGGUUUGCGAGCAGCUGGAAUUCAACAGGGCGAUUGUGUGCUCAUCCAUUCUUUCAAUGAUAUAAAUUAUAGCAUCCUUGUUUUAGCAAUUAUUGGAGCUGGGGGUAUUUUCACAGGUUCAAACCCAUCGUACACCCCGCAUGAGCUCGCACAUCACAUCAAUGCGUCCCAAACCAAGUUCUUGAUUUCGGAGCCCGAGAUUCUGGAUUCUCUGCUCAAUGCAGCAAAGCAGACGAAGAUACCUGAAAACCGUAUAUGGGUGUUCGAUAAUUUGGGACAGUCUGUACCGAAUGGAAUGCGAUCAUGGAAGCAUUUGUUUGACGCUGGUGAGGAUGACUGGGUGCGAUUUAAUAAUCUAGAUACCGCUCGCCAAACCACAGCCGCACGAUUAUUCAGUAGCGGAACGACUGGUCUGCCCAAAGCUGUGAUGAUAACGCACUACAAUCUCAUUGCGCAACAUGAGCUGGUCCAUGCUGCCACUUCUCGCCCGUUUCCCACCUCGCGUGUUAUAGCCAUGCCGGUCUUCCAUGCAUCAGCUGCUCCUGUCACCCAUAUCACAACACUGAAAGCAGGAAAUGUUGCAUAUAUGAUGCGCCGAUUUGACCUCGAAAAGUACCUCCAAACAGUGGAAAAGUACGAUGUCACGGACCUUGCUAUGGUCCCGCCGAUCGUGAUUGGGAUCCUCAUGUCACCCAUCUCCAAGCAGAGACCCUAUCUCAAAAAGACCCGCAUUGCGUCUUGUGGCGCGGCACCUCUAGACAAGGGUAUCCAGGCGCGCUUCCGGUCACUCAUGGGUUACAACUCUCCUUUCACCCAAGUAUGGGGCAUGACCGAAACAUCGUGUGUUGCUACUUGUUUCCCUUACCCAGAGCAUGAUGAUACCGGAUCUGUUGGGCGUCUCAUUGCAAACCUCGAAGCUAAACUGAUAGACGAGGAUGGCAACAACAUCUCGGCAUACGGCGUUCGUGGUGAACUGUGCGUUCGAGGUCCCACAGUGACACCAGGCUACUUCAAUAACUCUGAAGCGAACUCGGAAUCAUUUGACUCGGAUGGCUGGUUCAAAACAGGAGACAUUGCGUAUUGCGACAAGAGUACCAGAAAAUGGUACAUUGUGGACCGAAGAAAAGAGCUAAUCAAAGUUCGCGGCUUCCAGGUUGCACCACCAGAACUCGAAGCUGUACUCCUCUCGCACCCCCAGAUUGUGGAUGCAGCAGUCAUAGGAAUCACCUUCUCAAAUGCGGACACAGAGUUCCCACGCGCUUAUGUCGUUCGAAGACCCGGAGAAUCAGGCUCUCAUCUUACGGAGGACGACAUUCAGAAGUUCAUCCUCACACGUCUUGCAAAAUACAAAGCGCUUACCGGAGGUGUGAAGUUUGUUGGUGCAAUCUCUCGCAACCCAAGCGGGAAGAUCUUGAAGAGGGUUCUGCGUGAGGAUGCGAAGCGGGAAAUCGAGACCGGGAGUAUCAAGCCCAAACUUUAG
Penicillium brevicompactum is the source of this 1650-nucleotide messenger RNA. Its product is annotated as acyl--CoA ligase. Gene Ontology annotation, molecular function: CoA-ligase activity. The record is from RefSeq and is a predicted model, not a curated record. Gene Ontology annotation, biological process: secondary metabolic process. The transcript is spliced from 5 exons. The coding region runs from base 1 to 1650 and encodes 549 amino acids. NCBI's taxonomy places the organism in Eukaryota, Fungi, Ascomycota, Eurotiomycetes, Eurotiales, Aspergillaceae.